GGGGUGAAUCUGUCGGGCGGUCAGAAGCAGAGGGUGAGUCUGGCCCGCUCCGUGUACUGUGACCGUACGGUCUACCUGCUGGACGACCCGCUGUCCGCCGUCGAUGCUCACGUAGGAAAACAUAUCUUUGAGCAGGUGAUCGGCCCGCAGGGACUCCUGAAGGACAAGACUCGUGUGCUGGUCACACACGGCCUGAGUUACCUGCCUCAGGUAGACCUGAUCCUGGUCUUGGUGGAGGGUCAGAUCACAGAGAUGGGAUCCUACCAGCAGCUCAUGGACAGAGACGGAGCGUUUGCCGAGUUCCAGAGGACGUACUCGUCUGGAGAACACGCCGACAGCGCCGACUCCGCCCCUAAGAGUGAAGCUAAAGGUGUGGAGAACGGCAGUGUGACAACUCUGAUGGGCAGCAGUCCGGCUGUCAGCAUUUCGUCCAAUCAGACUGAAAAAGUCGAUCAGCUGACGGACAAAAAGAGUAAAAACCCCGACGUGGGGAAGCUGACGGAGGCAGACAAGGCGAGCACAGGACGGGUGAAGCUGUCUGUCUUCUGGUCGUACCUGAGAGCGAUAGGUGUGCUCCUGUCCUUCAUCAGUCUGCUCCUCUUCCUCGCUCAUCACCUCGUCUCUCUCUUCUCUAACUAUUGGCUCAGUCUGUGGACGGACGACCCCGUGGUCAACGGCACGCAGCCCAACAGACGGAUGAGACUGGGAGUGUACGGGGCGCUGGGACUGUCCCAGGGUGUGGCCGUAUUUGGGUACUCCCUCUUCAUGUCCAUCGGGGGCAUCCUGGCGUCCCGCUGCCUCCAUCAGUCGAUGCUCUACGACGUCCUGCGCUCGCCCAUGUCGUUCUUUGAGCGCACGCCGAGCGGGAACCUGGUGAACCGCUUCGCCAAAGAGAUGGACACGAUCGACUCGGUGAUCCCGAGCAUCAUCAAGAUGUUCAUGGGCUCCAUGUUCAACGUGGUCGGUCCGUGUGUCAUCAUCCUCAUCGCCACGCCGCUGGUCGCCAUCAUCAUCCCCGUGCUCGGCCUGCUCUACUUCUUUGUGCAGAGGUUCUACGUGGCGUCGUCUCGCCAGCUGAAGCGUCUGGAGUCGGUCAGUCGCUCGCCAAUCUACACGCACUUUAACGAGACUCUGCUGGGGACCUCGGUCAUCAGGGCGUUCGGUGAACAGGAGCGCUUCAUACGUGAGAGCGACCAGCGAGUCGACCACAACCAGAAGGCGUACUACCCCAGCAUCGUGGCCAACAGGUGGCUGGCGGUCCGUCUGGAGUUUGUAGGAAACGUCAUCGUGUCGUCUGCUGCUCUGUUUGCCGUCAUCGCCAGAGAGAGUCUGAGUCCGGGCAUCAUGGGUCUGUCCAUCUCGUACGCCCUGCAGCUGACCGCCUCUCUCACCUGGCUGGUCAGGAUGUCGUCUGACGUGGAGACCAACAUCGUGGCGGUGGAGCGAGUGAAGGAGUACAGCGAGACGGAGAAAGAGGCCGAGUGGAAGCUGGACUCAUCCUCUCUCCCUGCAGGCUGGCCCACUGAGGGCCACAUUCAGAUCCGAGGCUUCAGUCUGAGGUACAGACCGGACCUGGAGCCCGCCAUCCGCAACAUCAGCAUCGACAUCCAGGGAGGAGAGAAGGUGGGGAUUGUGGGUCGUACUGGAGCGGGGAAGUCUUCUCUGAUGCUUGGUCUGUUCAGGAUCAUCGAGGCUGCAGAGGGAAACAUCUUCAUCGACGGCGUGGAUGUUUCUAAACUGGGUCUGCAUGAGCUCCGGUCCAGAAUCACCAUCAUCCCGCAGGACCCGGUUCUGUUUUCAGGCUCCCUGAGGAUGAACCUGGACCCAUUUGACUGUUACUCUGACGAGGAGGUGUGGAGAGCGCUGGAGUUCUCUCACCUGAAGAGCUUUGUGUCCGGGCUGCCCGACAAACUGAACCACGAAUGCAGCGAGGGAGGAGAGAACCUCAGUGUUGGGCAGAGGCAGCUGCUGUGUUUAGCUCGAGCUCUCCUGAGGAAGACGAAGAUCCUGGUCCUGGACGAGGCCACAGCGGCUGUGGACAUGGAGACAGACAACCUGAUCCAGUCAACCAUCCGCUCCCAGUUUGAGGAUUGCACCGUGCUGACCAUCGCCCACCGCCUCAACACCAUCAUGGACUACAACAGGGUUCUGGUUCUGGAGAAAGGAGAGAUGGCAGAGUUCGACUCGCCCGCCGUCCUCACGGCUCAGAGAGGAGCUUUUUACAAGAUGGCCAAGGACGCAGGGCUGGUCUGAAUGCAGGAAGAGGUCCUCACCUGGUCCAGCUGCUCCUCUGAGCCCCCUCCAGCUCCUCUGCCUCUCCCCCCCCCCCCCAGGGUAGGUCUGGAGUUCGAGAGGGGGGGUUAAGGCGGUUCAGAUAAGGGCGCCUGUUGACUGGAGAGAACUCAGGAUCUAUCCCGCUCCAUCUGCUCCGUCCUGCCAGCCCAGAUCAUCUACUUCCUGUUUCCUGUUGUUCACGUCCUUUUACUGCCGGAGGAGCCGACAAGUUCAGACUUUAAUCUGACGGACGAUUGUAUCUGCUUGAGUUUUUAUUGUGUCUCUCAGAGCUGUACGUGUAGAUCUUAUAGUGCCAAACAUAUAUGGAUUUAUAUUAGAGAGACUCAGAGAGCAUCUUUCAACGCCAUUAUUCAGGUACACUGAUGAUGUCACAGACACAUAAAUGAGACGCUAAAAAACGCACAAACUGACCUUUAAACGCAGCUCUCAUUGUUUCAUUACUGUGCGUGUGUUCAGCUUUAAGUUUGACAGAUUAUUUAGGUCUAAAGGUACUGAGUGUACACUAUGAGGACGUCAUCGUCUGCUUUAUGUUCUGAAUGUUUGAGUCUGUGAAGACGUUUCUGACAGAAGUGUUUUUCUUAUUUCUCUGCAUCGCUUUGUGUGACUGUUUUUAUUUUAAGUGAAUAUUAAAGAUAUUUUCAGAAUAAAG
Labrus bergylta (ballan wrasse) is the source of this 2944-nucleotide messenger RNA. NCBI's taxonomy places the organism in Eukaryota, Metazoa, Chordata, Actinopteri, Labriformes, Labridae. The record is from RefSeq and is a predicted model, not a curated record.